Molecule: messenger RNA, 603 nt
Organism: Acanthoscelides obtectus
Lineage: Eukaryota; Metazoa; Arthropoda; Insecta; Coleoptera; Chrysomelidae
Source: the annotation of a GenBank genome assembly
AUGUCCUUGGUCAUGAAGCACCUUCAGCAGAACGAGCCAACGAGGAACGAAUUGGUACCCAGCGAAAGCCUAGAUGCUCUUUUUGUCCAAUUAGGAAAAAUAGAUUUACAAAUUACCAAUGUGAUGACCAUCAAGUCUUCAAAGGCGCCACAUAAAGAAUCCAUCACCAGCAGCAGUUCUUUAAACUACCAGCGAGCUCAGUACCGAUCCAGGAAGAAACCAGUUAGAACAGAAGAUUACAACGUAUCACUCGGGAGACAGCAAUCUCGAGAACAAUCGCAGGUGAACUAUUAUCCCUCAGGCCGGGUUUCUGAACAGGAGGGAGUCGAAAAAAACAACCUACAGGGCAUAACAGAUCAUGGAAUUGAAGUUCUGGGUAUGAAAGCGAUGAAUACCACGCGAGACACUUUUAAAGUUGUGGUUAAUGACCAAUUUAUUCUUGAAGAAGAGGAUAUCAUAGCGGUUUUUGCUAACCCUCAAUUGGAAGAAUGCGAUGGAAAAAUCAUUUUCCAAUUCAAAAAGGAUAUUGGCGUGAAAGAACUAUCGAAGAAAUCCAAGUUGUCCUAUGCUGCUGUUAUGUUUUGUUGGAAAAUACUGGUAUAA